AUGGCGGCCCAUUCUUCGCAUCCCGCGAGGCUGCCGCUGUUCCUCAUUGUGGCGUCGCUCGCAGCCGUUGUAGUCGCCGCGCAGAGCUCCUACAGCAUUGCCGACACGCCUCCUCGCCCUGCCUCCGCCUCUCCGCCGCCAUCCGCCAACCCCUCGCCCUCCGCCUCUCCUCCGACCUCUGCCUUUGCGCCUGCGAACACGUCUGCCUCGGCGCCGUGGCUUCUUCCGUCCGCCGCUGGCGGAGACAGGCUGGGCGGCACAGCCGGUGGGAAUGGAUCAGACAGUCGCAGUAACGCGUCGCUCAUUAGCGGAAUACUGGAUGGCGAAUACGGCAGGUACCUGCAGGGGGGACUGACGGCGCACGUGUGGGGGCAGCCACUGGUGACAUCGCAGCGCAACGCCGCCACCUACCCUGCCAUCAACGCGCUGCAGCAGCAGACCAACAUCACCACCGCGCAAGACCAGUCCACCAUCCCAGUGUCCAACACGGACACGCUCUACGCGUCAGCAUGGCUGGACCUCGCCGCGGGCCCUCUACUGCUCUCUCUGCCGCUGGUGCCCCAGCCGCGCUACUACAGCGCGCUGCUGCUCGACCCCUUCAGCGACGUGCUCGCCGUGUUCGGUGCGCGCACCCAUGGGGCCGGGCCGCUUGCUGUCAUGGUGCAGUGGCAGGGGCAGGGGCAGGGGGGAGUGGGGACCGACUUUAGUCAGGCAGGCGCAGCAGGGGGGGGAGGAGGGGGCGGGGGCGGGGGCGGGGGCGGGGGUGGGGGUGGGGGUGGGGGUGGGGGAGGGGGUGGGGGUGAGGGCGGGGGAGGGGGUGGGGGAGGGGGAGGGGGUGGGGGCGGGGGAGGGAGUGGGGGCGGGGGAGGGAGUGGGGGUGGGGGUGGGGGAGGGGUUGGGGGAGGGGGAGGGGGAGGGGGAGGGGGAGGGGGAGGGGGAGGGGGAGGGGGAGGGGGAGAGGAGAAGGCCUCGAGCAGCAGCGACACAGUGUUGAGUGUGAGGAGCAGGACUCGCAAUGUGUUCGUGAUCGUGCGCGUGCUGGUGGCGGGGCCUGAUGACGUGGCAGCUGCCAGCAGCCUGCUGAGCAACGUCACUCUCACGCGCCCAACCACCAACGCCCCCCCCACCCCCCUGCCGCCGCCCGACCUCUCUGAGCUGGCGGGGCUGCCAGAUGGCAUGCAGCGAUUGGUGCUCAUCGACCGCACACUACAGGACAACCCGCCCGCCCAGGACCAGGCUAACCUCGAGGCACUUAGCCAGCUGGCAGGCAUAGGCAUCUCCCCCUCCGCGCCGCCCUUCUCCCCCGCGGCCCUCUCACCGCUGCAGAGCACCGCGCUCGCGCAGGCGUACGCACUGGCGAACGUGACAAUAAGGGGCGCGUACGCGCUCAUGCUGCUGGGCGUGAACCGCUCCGUGGUCGUCAACCGCUGGCUCGCUGACACGUCGCUGGGAUACUACGGCGAUCGCUUUCUGUUCAGAGCGGCCUUCUCAUCCACAGGGGGUCUGGGAGCGCUGCCCGCAUCCGAAUCGCUCUACUUCUUCACCUGGCAGGGGCCCUUUGGCCUGCGCUACGACGGCUCCUCCGCCAACUACUCGCUGCACCUCUCUCCACCGCCCGUCACCGCUUGCGGCUUCUGGUCGCUCACAGUGUAUGGCGCGGAUGGGUUUCUUCCCGAGGGCAUGUGGCGGAACAGCAUCGGGGAUCGCACCAAGGGGUUGGUGUUCGAUCCGGACGGCACACUCACUGUUCCCAUCCAGCUGGCCGCGCCGGCCAAUGCGAGCCUGGGGGCCAACUGGCUGCCGACACCGAAUGCAAUGUUUUCGGUGGCGCUGCGGGUGUACUGUCCCUCAGAGAGUGUGCUGAAUGGGGAGUGGCGGCCUGAGGCCGUGCAGGUGGUGUGA
This is a messenger RNA of Closterium sp. NIES-65, 1902 nucleotides long. Lineage: Eukaryota; Viridiplantae; Streptophyta; Zygnematophyceae; Desmidiales; Closteriaceae. The record is from the annotation of a GenBank genome assembly.